Papaver somniferum (opium poppy) is the source of this 816-nucleotide messenger RNA. RefSeq lists its product as uncharacterized. Lineage: Eukaryota; Viridiplantae; Streptophyta; Magnoliopsida; Ranunculales; Papaveraceae. The record is from RefSeq and is a predicted model, not a curated record. Gene Ontology annotation, biological process: DNA integration. The transcript has a single exon. The coding region runs from base 1 to 816 and encodes 271 amino acids. Gene Ontology annotation, molecular function: nucleic acid binding.
AUGUCCUCGAAACGCCAUAAGUACAUAAUAACCGCCAACGAGUAUACCACGAAAUGGGUUGAAGCGAUACCUAUCAAAGACUAUGCCGGGGAGACCAUCGCAGCAUUUAUCAAAGAAUACAUCAUCUGCAGAUUUGGAGCACCCAUGAUUAUCAGGGCAGAUAAUGAAAAAUCGUUCGUAAACAAAGAUGUGAUGGAUUUGUUACAGCAAUAUAAUGUGAGGCUUCAUACGUCGACCACCUAUUCUCCUCAAGGGAACGGGAAAGCCGAGGCGAGCAAUAAGACACUGAUCCGGGUCUUGAUUAGGACAGUGGAAGACCAUCCCAGAGAGUGGCAUGAGAAGCUCCCGCUCACGGUAUGGGCAUACAGAAUCUCGAAACGAAGUUCCACGGGGGCGUCACUGUAUUCUCUUGUCUAUGAGGAGGACGUGAUAUUACCGACAGAGAUUGCAAUAUCCGCAAGGGUAGAAAUGGCUAGUCAUAUGACUCCGGACGAAGUAAGUCGCUUUGCCCAUUUAGACACAAUAGAAGAGAGGAGAGCCCGGGCAGAACGGUUUGCUGAGGCAUACAGGAAGCUAACAACAGAUUAUUAUAAUCAGAAUGUAAAGGAAGGGAGAUUCGAGGUAGAUUAUUUGGUCCUUAAGAUUGCUCCUCAUGUGCAAAGGAAUGCUAGUGCAAGGAAAUUUGUCGCAAACUGGGAAGGAACUUUCAGAGUAAGAAAGGUAGCAGAGAGCGGGUAUUACAAUCUCAGACGCAUAAACGGCACGAAGAUCAAGUCACCGAUCAAUGGUAAAUGGAUAAAGAAGUUUUAUGCAUGA